AUGUUGUUCGUUAGGCACUGUAUUAGAACUCUGGAGAAGGAAGCCGAAUCCUCGUACCUCCCCGGGGACCGAAAACCUUCGGUGCCGCCGCACCCGUCGCCGCCGCCGCUUGCUCAUGGAGAGCCCGUGCUGCCGCCGCCGCCGCCGCCGCCGCCGUCGCCGCCUCAUCUACUAGCACCGCCGGCUGUCUCGGUCUCUCCCGGCGUGAGUGCUGGGCUCCGGCACGGCCUCCAUCGCACCCGCCGCGGCGGGAGCCACAGCAGCUCCGGCGCCCAGGCCCGAUCCGACCGGACCCACGGAGCCAGGACCGCGGGACGCGUAGCUUCUUAUUACGGAGGAAGAUUCGGCCUGACCUCCUCCCCCCUCCCCCAGUCCCCAGUUCCCAGCUGCCUGACGGCGCAAAUGCGCAGGCGCGAAGACGCCCCGGUCAAACGCCCAGUAAUGGUGGUUGUGACCAUUUCUGGAGAAUAGCAGGGAGAUGGCUCAUUAAACUCUACUGAGAUUUGCCAAAGCGG
Messenger RNA from Hipposideros armiger (great roundleaf bat), 515 nucleotides. RefSeq names its product wiskott-Aldrich syndrome protein-like. NCBI's taxonomy places the organism in Eukaryota, Metazoa, Chordata, Mammalia, Chiroptera, Hipposideridae. The coding region runs from base 1 to 471 and encodes 156 amino acids. The transcript has 3 exons. The record is from RefSeq and is a predicted model, not a curated record.